AGGGCAAUGGCUACCUAGUUCCCAUAAGAAGCCACGGGCGACAAAUCCUUCCCUUCGGUCUAGGGUUUCUUCCACCUGCCCCCUCCUCUCUCUUUCCUUUCGAUCCACCGCAUUAGCGUGGCCGCUCUCGGUAUCUCCCCUCGAGAAGGUCGAUUCUGGACGAGCCUUUUUUGUAGCCCAAGAUCUUGUGGAUUCGGUGCAGAUCGUCGAGGGUUUGGCGGAUCCGUCGAUGCCCUUGAACAAGUCGGCUGGCGGGUCUUCGGACCUCCGCCGGCCUCCUCCGUCCAAGGAGCCGGAGAACGAUGAAGCCCCCUCGAACACCCUCUGGGUGGGGAACCUUCCGGUUGACAUCACCGAUCCCGACGUGAUGGCCGUCUUCGCCAAGCACGGCGCGUUGGAUUGUACGACGAUGCGCGGGUCGAGGAGCUACACGUUCGUGUACUUCCGGACUGUCGACGAAGCCAAGGCCGCGAAGGAAGCCUUAAAGGGGUCUAUAAUCCAAGGGCAUGCGAUGAGGCUCGAAUUUGCCCGACCGCCAAAAGCAGCUAAACAGAUUUGGGUUGGUGGGUUUAAUUCAUCUAUAUCAAAGGAACAACUUGAAGACGAAUUUUUGAAGUUUGGUAAGAUUGAAGACUACAAGUUCUUCAGGGAUCGAAACUCAGCUGUAAUUGAAUAUUACAAAUUGGAAGAUGCCAUUGCUGCUCACAAAAGCAUGAACGGGAAGCGGUUAGCUGGUGAACAAAUACGUGUAGAUUUUCUGAGAUCCCAACCUCCUAGAAGGGUCUGUAGCCUGGUGGAUUGGUCUGACCGCUAUGAUUCAAGGAACGGAUACUUGAGCAACCGAACAUUGGAACCAGUAGAACGAUCUCUGCCUCCAGAUGACUUGAGAAACUUCCAUAAUUCUUCGUCCCUUGGGUCUAAGAGGGAUAUGCCUCAUGGAGUGCGGAAAGAUGGCCAUCCAAGCAACAUUCUGUGGGUAGGAUAUCCACCUUCUGUUCAGAUUGAUGAGCAGAUGCUUCAUAAUGCUAUGAUUCUUUUUGGUGAAAUUGAAAGGAUAAAGUGUUAUCCAUCGAGGCAUUAUUCUUUCGUAGAGUUUAGAAGUGUGGAUGAAGCUAGGCGUGCUAAAGAAGGUCUUCAAGGUCGUCUUUUCAAUGACCCUAGGAUACAGAUCUUUUUUUCAAACAGUGAAUUUGCACCUGGUAAGGAUAAUCUGCCAAUGGUCCCUUCAUUUAGAGCACAUAGACCUGAGAUGUUUUCAGAUGAAGGGCCUUUUGGACCUCUGGAAGUCUUGGGUGCUGGACGUUCAGUCACCUCAAGUAAAUUUUCUGGCUCACUACAUUCUAAUGUUAUGCCUGGAACAAAUAUCUUCACAAGGUCAUUUGGACCACAAGGAUUUGAUCUUCGCCAUGUGGAACCUGAGUUCCAUGAAUUUGGUGCUCUUGCACCAAAUUCUCUUGAUGUUGAUGCAAGCAAAUCCAUGCCGCCUAGUUGGAGACGUCGGUCUCCUUCAGCACCGGGCAUUCUGCCUUCUCCUUCAAGUGUAUUUCAAGCUGCCCGUCCCAUGCCUGAUGGAUGGGAUGGGGUUGACAUGAGAGAUCCAAAAAGGUUACGGGUGGAUGCUUCUCCCACCAAUGAUGGUUUUCUUCUGGCAAGGAGGGUUGAUGGCAGCAGCGUUGGAGAUCAUCCCUUUGUGUUUUCUCAUCCUGAUAGAGGUGCUUCAAGCCGAAGUCAACUUGGUUCUGUUCUUCACAGUCGUCCUAAUGUGCUUUUUUCUGAUAAAGACUACUGCUGGCGUGGUGUUAUUGCUAAAGGUGGAACUCAUGUUUGUUAUGCUCGUUGUAUACCGAUAGGAAAGGGCAUCGACCUUUCUUUGUCUGAUGUUGUCAACUGCUCAGCCAGAACUGGAUUAGAUAUGCUUGCAAAACAUUAUGAUGAGGCGAUUGGUUUCGACAUUGUCUUCUUUCUGCCAGACAGUGAAGAUGAUUUCGCCUCUUAUACAGAUUUUCUACGGUACUUGGGCUUAAAAAAUCGUGCGGGGGUUGCAAAGCUUGAGGAUGGUACUACACUAUUUUUAGUGCCUCCAUCUGAUUUCUUGACCAAGGUAUUGGGUGUCAAGGGUCCUGAACGUCUCUAUGGUGUUGUUCUGAAAAUGCCGCAACAAUCAACCAGUACAGUUGUGCAACAAUCACAACUAGCCAUUCCUCCCUUAACAUCCCAUCACAUUGAUCAGCAGGAGGCACCUAAUUUGCAGAAGUUUAUUUCCCGCAAUGAUGAUCAAGCAUCGAGAGUUGAUUUUAACCAGUCCUUGCAUGAGGAGGUGGCACGUCAUGCAGCAACUGAAAAAUUCCAGUUGGCACAUGGGGAUGAACAACGCCUAUCACAAUCAGCUGCAGUGGACCAGGAAAGCAAUGCUGCUGCUUCCCAGUCGAAGGUUUCCUUGACUCCUGAUCUGAUAGCUACUUUAGCUUCUCUUAUCCCUGGCAACAUUCAAUCAUCAGCUUCUGGUGCUGUUCAAUUGCCAUCUAGCUCCACUGUGCGAUCAGCUUCAUCUUUUACCUCUACGGUCCCUGAUGGAUCUGUGCCAUUUCAGAAUCGAAGGCAAGAUAACCAAAUUACUCUUUCUGUUACUUCCAUGGAGCAAUAUAGUAUGCCACCUCAUCUAGGACAAAAUUUCAGUCACCAGGCACCAUCGCUCCCUCAGUUCCCACCAUAUAUUAAUACUUCAAAUGGGGCUGACCCCCCUACACAACCAUUACUUGGUAUGCUGCAGAUUCAAAAUCCUGCUACUAACAUGCCACCAGCUCCUCCUGUUUCGACUAGCCUGUUGAAUAGUUAUGCAAUAUCACAACAUGGACAAUUUGCUGCCACCCAAAGCAAUCAAAUUUAUCAGCUUGAUACUCCUCUUACAUCUCGUGACAACUACGGAAGCUUACCAACAACAAAUGUUGGUGAUGUGUUUGGUUCGAUUGUCCAGCAGCAAUCGAGACUUGGUUCUUCAUCUGCUCAUGAUCUCAUUGGCAAUAUACCUCAGCAUCAACUUGCCAUGCCUGCAACAAAUGAUAAAGGGAAUAUGGAGAUCUCUAACCAAGGGCAACAAUUACAACCUGUUCUAGCUGGUUCUAGCCAAGGAACAUCCCAAGGUGAUGCUGACAAGAACCAGCGAUAUCAGUCAACACUUCAAUUUGCUGCUAACUUGCUUCUACAAAUUCAACAACAGCAGCAAGCAAGUGCUCACACUGUCCAAGGAUCUGGAAAUCAGCAGUGAGAAGUAAUUCUUGGUGUCAGGGAAUCAUCGUCGCUAUCCCACCACCAUCCAUCUGCAGUGGAGGGAACUCUUUUUGUUGAAGCCUGGCCGUGGCAACCUUGUGAACGGAAGUGGACAAUGUCAGUCUCUUUCUCUCUCUUGUUGUUUCACUGUAAGAAUAGGGAAAAAUCUUUCGCUAGCUUGACGAUGACGACGAGGAUGAGCUAUCUGCUGUUGGGUUUACUGGAUAUGGCGCUUGCCCGAACCAGAGGAUGUCUUUACCAUUUUGUCGACGAUUUUGUUUCUGUUCAUAUCUCGCUUACCACAUCGACGUUACUUUGUUCA
This is a messenger RNA of Musa acuminata AAA Group (dessert banana), 3589 nucleotides long. RefSeq names its product flowering time control protein FPA. The record is from RefSeq and is a predicted model, not a curated record. Lineage: Eukaryota; Viridiplantae; Streptophyta; Magnoliopsida; Zingiberales; Musaceae. Gene Ontology annotation, molecular function: RNA binding. The transcript is spliced from 6 exons. The coding region runs from base 230 to 3265 and encodes 1011 amino acids.